Colletotrichum truncatum is the source of this 1407-nucleotide messenger RNA. RefSeq names its product putative FAD dependent oxidoreductase. Lineage: Eukaryota; Fungi; Ascomycota; Sordariomycetes; Glomerellales; Glomerellaceae. Gene Ontology annotation, molecular function: oxidoreductase activity. The record is from RefSeq and is a predicted model, not a curated record.
AUGUUAUCGAACCUUUUCUGCAUCGCUACCGCGGCGGCGACCGCCGUGGCUGCAUCUGUAAAUGCUCGAGAUCAAUUUGAGUCGUCAGCAUAUGUCUCAAAAGACGUCAUUGAGCGAGACUUUGCCAUCAUUGGUGGCGGAGCAGCAGGAACAUAUGCAGCAAUCAGUUUGGCCGAUCAAAACAAAACCUUCACGCUGGUCGAAGUCUCAAACCGCCUUGGGGGCAACACCAGGACCUUUCACGACCCUGCAACUGGAGCCAAGGUCGACGUUGGUGUGCAGAUCCAUCUCGAUGAUCCCAUCGUUCGCGACUUUUUUGCCCGUUUGCAAUCCCCUCUGGUGAAGGCGGAUCUUAAAGACUUUGGCAAGCCAGAAUAUUACGACUUCACCAAGCGAGUUGUCCCAUCCAACUAUGUACGGAACAAUGUACAGGGCGAUUAUGUUGCCCAGCUCGACAAGUAUCCCUAUGUCGGAAAUCUCGUCGACCUGCCUAACCCUGUUCCUGCCGAUCUGCUCCUCACCUGGCCAGAAUUCGUCAAGAAAAACAACAUCUCUGUCGCCUCGGCGGAGGGAGGUCUCCAAUGGCCAGCGACCCCAGGAGAUCUCUUAGAUACUACUGCACUUGCUAUUCUUAAUGGUGGCAAUCAUGUCGAGUUGGCAGAGUUUACCGGAUCAUCUGUUCGUGGUGCAAAUCACGAUAACUCCAACAUUUACGUGAACGCUCUGGCCGAACUGAAACCAAAUGUGCUUCUUAACUCAACCGUCAUUGCAGCUUGCCGUGGAUUAUCUCGCAAGUCUGGCGUGCAGCUCGUGGUCAAGACCCCUUCUGGAAAGAAGCUCAUCAAGGCCAAACAGCUUAUCAUUGCUAUGCCGCCUGUAUUGGACAAUACCAAGUACUUUGGUCUCGACCAGCAGGAGCAAGCCAUUCUGAGCAAGCUAUCUGGCAAGCACUUCUACGGUGGCGUCGUAAACAACACUGGUAUUCCGGACGGCAUUGCUUAUACCAACAUCGGUGCCGACAGGCCGUAUCACGUGGCCAGUGUGCCCGGUGUAGUCGAGAUCGCCCCUUCGGCCUAUCCUGGCUACCAGUUCUACUGGUACAACACGGUUAAGGCUCAGACACGAGCGGAAAUUGAGAGCGCUACUCGAAGCACCAUCAAGUGGCUGCAGACUCAGAAAAAUGGGCCAGCCUUGGAGCCCCAGUUUGUAGACUUCCAGGACUACUCGCCCUUCCAUCUGAGCCCUCCCACAAAGGACAUAGCAAACGGCUGGUACAGCAAGAUGAACGGUCUUCAGGGCCAUAGGAACACUUGGUAUAUCAGUGCCUUGUUCGUCGUUGGCUCAACUCAGGUCUGGAACAACACUCGUACCAUCCUUCCGGAUAUCAUUACCGCUGCUGAGUCUUAG